Melanotaenia boesemani (Boeseman's rainbowfish) is the source of this 886-nucleotide messenger RNA. It is a transcript of the gene mcts1, whose product is annotated as MCTS1 re-initiation and release factor. The record is from RefSeq and is a predicted model, not a curated record. The coding region runs from base 183 to 728 and encodes 181 amino acids. Gene Ontology annotation, biological process: formation of translation preinitiation complex. Lineage: Eukaryota; Metazoa; Chordata; Actinopteri; Atheriniformes; Melanotaeniidae. Gene Ontology annotation, molecular function: RNA binding. The transcript has 6 exons.
UCGUAAAAUGUCGCGACACUCCUCACUGUUGGCCCUCCCGUGCUGAAUGAACGUGCGAUUGGUUUAGCACUUCUUGGUAGAUGAAUCGUAUUUAGUUAUUUGUUUAUUGUUCCUGACCUGGCACAGUGUGCUUUGACCAGCCCUGACCCACCUGAAGAAGGCUGCAAUUGUGACCAUCGAGAAUGUUUAAAAAAUUUGAUGAGAAAGAAAAUGUGUCCAACUGCAUCCAGCUGAAAACGUCAGUCAUCAAAGGCAUCAAAAAUCAGCUGCUGGAGCAGUUUCCAGACAUUGAGUCAUGGCUCAAUCAAAUAAUGCCAAAAAAGGACCCUGUCAAAAUAGUGAGAUGCCACGAACACAUCGAAAUCCUCACAGUGAAUGGAGAACUGCUUUUCUUCCGACAGAGAGAAGGACCAUUCUACCCCACCCUUAGACUGCUGCAUAAAUAUCCCUUCAUUCUCCCACACCAGCAAGUUGACAAAGGAGCCAUUAAAUUUGUCCUAAGUGGUGCAAACAUCAUGUGUCCUGGGCUGACGUCUCCAGGCGCUAAACUCUACCCUGCUGAAGCUGACACAGUAGUUGCCAUUAUGGCAGAGGGGAAACAGCACGCACUUUGUGUUGGUGUGAUGAAGAUGUCAGCAGAAAGCAUAGAAAAAGUCAACAAGGGAAUUGGAAUUGAGAACGUGCACUAUCUGAAUGAUGGAUUGUGGCACAUGAAGACAUAUAAAUAAUGUCAGCACCUGAAACAGCCAACCCAAAUCAACCAGGAUGAUAUGUGGAGCUCUGGACACCGAGGCUGCCAGUCAACUGUUUACAGACAUCGCUGUGUAACCUGCUGGAGGCUUUAAAUCAAUCACCAUGAUGCACAAAUAAAACAGCUUGCUUUAAA